Rhincodon typus (whale shark) is the source of this 704-nucleotide messenger RNA. RefSeq names its product transcription factor 7-like 2. NCBI's taxonomy places the organism in Eukaryota, Metazoa, Chordata, Chondrichthyes, Orectolobiformes, Rhincodontidae. Gene Ontology annotation, cellular component: beta-catenin-TCF complex. Gene Ontology annotation, biological process: regulation of transcription by RNA polymerase II; canonical Wnt signaling pathway. Gene Ontology annotation, molecular function: DNA-binding transcription factor activity, RNA polymerase II-specific; RNA polymerase II cis-regulatory region sequence-specific DNA binding. The coding region runs from base 15 to 704 and encodes 229 amino acids. The record is from RefSeq and is a predicted model, not a curated record. The transcript is spliced from 6 exons.
CAAACCUGAGGAAAAUGCCGCAGCUGAACAGCGGUGGAGGGGAUGAUCUGGGGGCGAACGAUGAAAUGAUCUCCUUUAAGGACGAAGGAGAGCAGGAGGAGAAAGCCUCCGAGAACGCUCUCACAGAGAGGGACUUAGCAGACGUGAAGUCAUCGUUAGUCAGCGAGUCGGAGACUAACCAGAACGUGAAUCCUGCAUCCGAUCCAGGGGCGAUUAGACGUUCACAGGACAAUCAAAGAAUUUACCAAGACAAAUCCAGAGGUCACAUCGAUGACGCUUUAAAGCAGCGUCAAGAUGGAGGGACAUUCAAAGGGUCAGCCUACUCGGGGUAUCCCCACUUUCUGAUGCUCCAGGACCCCUACCUGCCUAAUGGAUCCCUUUCUCCAUCUUCAAACAAGGUUCCUGUGGUGCAGCCAUCCCAUGCAGUCCAUCCCCUCACACCUCUCAUCUCCUACAGCAAUGAGCACUUUGCCCCAAGUUCACACUCACCACACCUUCCAGCAGAGAUCAACCAAAAAUCAGGUUUGCAUCGGCCACCACAGGGUCCUGAUCUGGCUGCUUUAUAUUCUCUGUCUCCUGGUAGUACAGGACAGAUCACCCCUACAUUAGGCUGGCAAGGUCAGCCUGUCUAUCCAAUUACAUCAUGUGGAUUUAGACAACCUUAUUCUUCACCGCUUCCACCAAGCACUUCCAUAUCCAGGUAG